CCGCCCCCGCCACUCCCUCUCCCCACCGCCUUCCUUCUCCUCCAGGGCAAUGCCCAUCCCCAGCCAACCCAAUUCUGAAUUUGCUUUUCUUUCUCCCCAGAACGGGCUCUCUCUCAGAUCUCCCGGGACCCUUCUUCUGUGCUUUGCAAAACCAGGGACACAGCUCCUUGGCUGGCUGGGAACCAAGCUGCAGAGCAGGGCUGCUUCUCAGCUCAGCAGAUGCUAAGGUGUUAAGUGCCGCCUGUCCAGCCUCCACGGAGACAGAGAGACAGACGGUGGCUGGUCCAGUUCUUCCCUACCCAGCUGGUUCCAGUUAUGGACCGGUACUUGAGCUCUGAGCAGCAGCCCUGGAGUGUGGGGGCCUCACUCAACCCCUCAGGUGGCUGGGGUGAGGCAACCGAGGAAGGGACACUCUGGGAAGAGAGCACAGGUGGACGUCCAGGAGAGACAGAAAUCAAGCGGGAAGAGGGAGACAAGAAGAAAGACAGAGAGACACCUGUAGCCCUGCUUUACCACUCAAAAAGCUUUCCCCCUGAAGAAGGUGCAAGAGUCUGCUUGGAGAAGAUUACUGCUCCUAUCUUUCUCGGCAGUGUUGCUUGGGAGAGCUGCUAUUCUAGCACGAUAGAGCCAUCUCUUCACGCUCUCCAGAAAUUUGUCCCUACGGACUAUGCCAGCUAUACUCAGGAGAAUUAUCUGUUCGCAGGCAAGAAUAUUGUUCUCCAGGAAUCCAUAGAGAAUUAUGGAGCUGUGGUGUGGCCAGCGGCCAUCGCUUUAUGUCAGUAUUUGGAGGAACACAGAGAAGAGCUGAAACUCCAGGAUGCUAAGAUCCUUGAGCUCGGUGCUGGGCCUGGCCUUGUUUCCAUUGUGGCCAGUAUUCUAGGAGCUCAGGUCACAGCAACAGACCAGCCCGACGUCCUCGGCAACCUCCAGUACAAUCUUCUGAAGAACACACUACAACGCACAGCUCACCUACCCGACGUGAGGGAGCUGGUGUGGGGCGAGGGCCUGGAGCGGAACUUCCCUAGGUCAGCGUGUUGUUACGAUUAUGUCCUGGCCUCUGACAUCGUUUACCAUCACUACUGCCUGGCCUCGCUGCUCAGCACCAUGGUGCACCUGUGUCAGCCGGGGACCGUGCUGCUCUGGGCCAACAAGUUCAGAUUCAGCACCGAUUACGAGUUUUUAGAUCAAUUCAAGCAGGUUUUUGACACCACGCUCUUGGCGGAGUUCCCGGAGUCGUCGGUCAAACUUUUUAAAGGGACACUAAAGUGCGACUGAAUAAAAUGCCUGUUCAAGUGGGUCGGGCGGUAGUGCAGCGGGUUAAGCGCAGGUGGCACGAAGCGCAAGGACAGGAGCAAGGAUCCCAGUUUGAGCCCCCAGCUCCCCACCUGCAGGGGAGUCGCUUCACGGGAGGUGAAGCAGGUCUGCAGGUGUUUAUCUUUC
Messenger RNA from Erinaceus europaeus (western European hedgehog), 1440 nucleotides. It is a transcript of the gene METTL21C, whose product is annotated as methyltransferase 21C, AARS1 lysine. The transcript is spliced from 6 exons. Gene Ontology annotation, cellular component: cytoplasm; cytosol. The record is from RefSeq and is a predicted model, not a curated record. Gene Ontology annotation, molecular function: protein-lysine N-methyltransferase activity. Lineage: Eukaryota; Metazoa; Chordata; Mammalia; Eulipotyphla; Erinaceidae. Gene Ontology annotation, biological process: peptidyl-lysine methylation. Bases 316 to 1275 code for a protein of 319 amino acids.